AUGCUGCGUCGGGUGUGGCAGCGAGCAGGCAUGUGGCAGUCACCCGACGCGGUUCUAUUGCGCCGUUGCUGUCAAUGCAUAGGACCGUGUGCUGCCGCGUCUACAAGAUCGGUCCUCUCCACGCGCUUCGGCGCUGCGUCCGCGCGCGCGGUCGCCAGUCAAUCAGACGCUGCCGAAAAAACGCCCCGCAGUCCGAACCAAUUGAACGUUUUAUUGUCGAAUCAAACACCGCCCACGACUUUUGUAGCCACUUGUCGCGCGUUGCGCGUCAUUGACGAGACGGCGCUAUUGGUGACGAUUGACGUCCGGACGUGGUACGUGGCACUGCAGCGACGACCGGAGGCUCAAGGCGAACGCGUGGCACCGGAGCUCUUGGGUUUAAUCGCGAAUUGUAGUUGCGAAAAUGCAAGUGUACCCAUGUGGACCGAUUUGUUUUUUACAGUGUGA
This is a messenger RNA of Peronospora matthiolae, 447 nucleotides long. The record is from the annotation of a GenBank genome assembly. NCBI's taxonomy places the organism in Eukaryota, Oomycota, Peronosporomycetes, Peronosporales, Peronosporaceae.